Molecule: messenger RNA, 3241 nt
Organism: Pseudopodoces humilis (Tibetan ground-tit)
Lineage: Eukaryota; Metazoa; Chordata; Aves; Passeriformes; Paridae
Gene: NUDCD1
Product: NudC domain containing 1
Source: RefSeq, a predicted model, not a curated record
CGUUCCCGGAGGGCCCGCGGAGUUGCCGGCGCUGCCCGAAGUUUUCCCGGAGCUGCGGGAUGGCGGGCGCCGCCCACUGCUCCCUGCAGGCCAAGCGCCUGCUGCUGGACCCCAAGUUCGAGGGAUACAAGCUGUCGCUGGAGCCGCUGGCCUGCUACCAGCUGGGGCUGGACGCGGCUGUAGCAGAAGUGCAGCUUCGUGAUGAUCAAUAUACCCUUGACCACAUGCGUGCUUUUGGCAUGUAUAAUUAUCUUCACCUUGAUUCCUGGUACCAGGAUAAUGUCUACUAUGUUGAUCAGUUUGGAAGGGUUAUGAAUCUGUCAGUGACUCUGGACACUGCUCUACAAAAACCAAGAGAAGUUUUCAGGCUACCUACAGACUUGACUGCAUGUGAUAAUCGCCUUUGUGCCUCAAUGCAUUUCUCAUCCUCCACAUGGGUUACCCUUUCUGAUGGUACAGGAAGACUGUAUUUAAUUAAAUCAGGCAAGCGUGGAAGCAGUGCAUCUGAAAAGUGGGAGAUUGUGUUUAAUGAAGAACUAGGAAGUCCAUUUAUUUUAGCACACAGUGUUUCAUUUGUAAAAUCUGAUUCACACUCACUAGCUGUGCUGGUGCUUAGGGUAGAAAAAGAUGAACUGGACACAAAAGGAAGCGGAUUUCAUGUUACCUUGGAAUGGCUUACAAUUGCAGAAAGAAAAGAGGGUGAUCAUAGAUACGAAAUUGUUAAAAGGAGAAUUUUGCAAGGAAAAUCAGUCCCUCAUUAUGCAGCAAUAGAGCCAAGUGGGGAUGGUCUAAUGAUUGUUUCCCACAAACCAUUCACAUAUAUGCAAAGUGAAAGAGACAAAUUAGAAGAAAAUGAUGAUGCAAAAGUAUCAAAUGAAAAGAAAGACCCUCUCUACUACUGGCAGCAGACUCAAGAUGAUGUGACAAUAACAGUUCAGCUGCCUCAAGACAUCACAAAAGAUGACAUAAAAAUACGUUUUUCCCCUGAUAAUAUAUGGGUUACGCUGAAAGACCAGCCUCCUUUGAUGGAAGGAAAGCUCUAUUCAUCUGUGGACCAUGAAAGCUGCACAUGGAUAAUUAGAGAGAAUAAAAGCUUGGAAAUCUCUCUGAUUAAGAAAAACGAGGGGUGCCAGUGGCCAGAGCUAAUCAUUGGUGAUACAAGAGGGGAAUUCAUUAUGGACCCUUCCCAAUGCUCUGAAAUAGCUGAAAGCCUGAUGCAUCUUACCUCUGAAGUAAUGAAUCCAAACCCCGAAAAGGAAAACCCACCUUGUAAUGCUCAAGAGUUAGAAGAGUGUGAUGCUUUCCUGGAAGACGGUGCAAGCUUGUGCAGAUUUGAUGGUGAUACCUUGAAAGUCACUCAUAUAAUUAAUCUUGGAAGCAACCAGUAUCUUUUCUCAGUUGUUGUGAAUCCCAGAGAAAUGCCAUGCUUCUGCCUGAGGCAUGAUGUUGAUGCUCUUCUCUGGCAGCCUCACUCUGACCAACCAGAGAAUAUGUGGGAACACAUUGCUACUUUUAAUGCUUUAGGUUAUGUCCAAGCAUCAAAGCAAGACAAGAAGUUCAUGGCUUGUGCUCCAGAUUACUCCUACGCUGCUCUUUGCGAGUGCUUGCGACGAGUUUUCAUCUAUCGCCAGCCAACACCUCUGGCCACAGUUCUCUACAACAGGAAGGAAGGAAGACAAGUAGGACAGGUUGCUAAGCAGCUGGUAGCAACCCUGGAAUCCAAUGAUCCUAUCUUAGGCUUUCAAGCUACGAGUGAGAGAUUAUUUGUUCUCACAACAAAAACCUUGUUUUUAAUAAAGGUGAACUCUGGAAAUUAAUUAUUCAGUGUGCUCUGCUGUAUUUUGUGUUAACAAUUUGUUAUAGAAGUGAAUAGGUAGACAAUCUGACAAGUUCGGUCCAAUUUGCUGAAAAACAAAAAGGGGACGUUUUACAGGGGAAUCAAAUUUCUUCGUUAGAAUUUUUCUGUAAGAAAGUGAGUUUUUUGACUUUGCUGCCACAGAAGUAAGCUUUUUCAGAGCUAUGGGAAAAUGUCUUCUGCAUUACCAUCUUUGUCCAAGUAAUUGUCAGAUGCUGCUAUCACAUAAGUGAAUAGAUUUAUGCAUUGCUUUUUCCUAAUGACUUUAUUUGCUAUACUUCUGAGUUUUGAGAAUUCACUGCUUUUUUUAAAUGCCACUGUUUACCUAUGAAAAAAAGUAGUCUGAUAAAAGAGUUGCAGGCAUAUGAUGUGCACAGUAGAAUGUAUCAUAAAGAAAAAAAAUCUCCAGUGCAAAUAUUGUUGACCAAAAAAUUGUUCUGCUAUUUUGACAUUAAGUAGUUUUGAGUGAAAUGGAUCGGGUAUUAUGUUUCUUAUACAGGUAAUUAAAUUGAGAAAUUUUGCUGUAUACGCACAUUUUAAAUUAUUGGUUUGGGAUUUAUUUAUACUUGCAGUAAAAUCUGUUCAUGUCUCUAGAAUACAUUUUAGCAGCUUUUUCCAGAAGCAAAGUAAAGGUCAAUAUUUAGCUGCCAAUUAUACAUCAAAUUCUGUUAGUUAAGGUCUUGUACUCUCAGUCGUGCCAUUUUUGUUUGACUUCAUACUUCAUUUCAAGUGACUCAUUUACAAUGAGAAAAUGGCUGUCAGAAAAUCACUGGUUUGUAACCUGGGAUGGGACACUCAGAGGUGCUGCUUCUGCCUCAGAUGCCACUGUAAAUGCUGCAUUGUCACUUAACUGUUAUGUCUGUGAUGCCUAAUUCAAAACCUGCUAUAUAUGCAAUAUAAGAGUACUGAGGUCAAUGAGGAUGCUUUGGUUGAACAAACUGGUAUGGUCAAUUGAGUUUAAUAGUUGUAUCUGAAGCUUUUUGUUUCUUACUUUAAAUUGGCAUUGUCAAUACAUUUAAACCAAAGAGUCAGUUGUGACAGCUCUGCCCUGGGUUGGGCUUUUUUCAUAGUUGGCUUACAAAUCCAUAGCAAAGAAUGCCUAAUAUCUUGUGUACUGGCAGGAAAGGUGCUCUCAUCUGUGGUACCAAAGUACUGAGAGACUCAAAUACAGGUGACCUUUUAGUUUGCAUCUCCCUACCAGUAUUAUUUCAGAACUCUCUAAGAAUCUGUUGUGAGAAGAAUAAAGAUUUCUUUACUUGUGAUUGUUUUGAUUCUCCUGUAAAUUCUCCAGAUUUCUAUCAGUGAACUGAUUAAAUAACAAGUGGGAGGCAAGCAGUUGUUGCUUGAAAAAAACCUCCAAAUGCAGAAGCUUUUCAAGGAACUUGA